Molecule: messenger RNA, 2765 nt
Organism: Rhinolophus ferrumequinum (greater horseshoe bat)
Lineage: Eukaryota; Metazoa; Chordata; Mammalia; Chiroptera; Rhinolophidae
Gene: WWOX
Product: WW domain containing oxidoreductase
Exons: 9
Coding region: 325-1569 (414 amino acids)
Molecular function (GO): protein binding
Source: RefSeq, a predicted model, not a curated record
GGAUGACGAAGCUCAGCUCCUUCUCCACAGCCACAUAAUGUUCACCGGAUUUUGCUUCCAGCCGAGCGGCAGUGCAACCUCCCCUGCGCUUUCUCCGCCGUUCUUUUAGGCUCCGCCCCUUUUACGCUAGCAGCUGCAUAAACUCCGGAACCUGGAUUGUAUCUACCGAGUCAAUGGAGCGACUCUGGGCGGUGCAGUGCGCAGGCGCGAGCGUUUGGGUUCCGACGCGCGCGGCGCUUGGUUGAAGCAGGAGUGAGUUCCUGAGCGUGGAGACCCGGCAGCUGGCCGCCGAGCGACUGUGAUCGAGCACCUCCUCCUGCAGCCAUGGCAGCCCUGCGCUACGCGGGCCUGGACGACACGGACAGCGAGGACGAGCUGCCCCUGGGCUGGGAGCAGAGAACCACCAAGGACGGCUGGGUUUACUAUGCCAAUCACACUGAGGAGAAGACUCAAUGGGAACAUCCGAAAACUGGAAAAAGAAAACGAAUAGCAGGAGAUCUGCCAUAUGGAUGGGAACAAGAAACUGAUGAGAACGGACAAGUGUAUUUUGUUGACCAUAUAAAUAAAAGAACUACCUAUUUGGACCCAAGACUGGCAUUUACUGUGGAUGAUAAUCCUACAAAACCAACGACCAGACAGAGAUAUGAUGGUAGCACCACAGCCAUGGAAAUACUCCAGGGCCGAGAUCUCACUGGCAAAGUCGUUAUAGUUACCGGAGCUAAUUCAGGAAUAGGAUUUGAAACUGCCAAGUCUUUUGCUCUUCAUGGUGCUCAUGUGAUCCUGGCCUGUAGGAAUUUGACAAGAGCCAAUGAAGCCGUGUCGCGCAUUUUAGGAGAAUGGCAUAAAGCCAAGGUAGAAGCAAUGACCCUGGACCUCGCUCAGCUCCGUAGCGUGCAGCAUUUUGCUCAAGCGUUCAAGGCCAAGAAUGUGUCUUUGCAUGUGCUCGUGUGCAACGCAGCGGCUUUUGCUCUCCCCUGGACUCUCACAAAAGAUGGCCUGGAGACCACCUUCCAGGUGAACCAUCUGGGGCAUUUCCACCUUGUCCAGCUCCUUCAGGAUGUGCUGUGCCGCUCAGCCCCUGCCCGAGUCGUUGUCGUGUCGUCGGAGUCCCAUAGAUUUACAGAUAUUAACGAUUCCUCGGGAAACCUAGACUUUAGCCGCUUGUCUCCAUCUAAAAAUGACUACUGGGCCAUGCUGGCUUACAACCGGUCCAAACUCUGCAACAUUCUCUUCUCCAACGAGCUCCAUCGCCGCCUCUCCCCGCGUGGGGUCACGUCCAACGCUGUGCAUCCGGGGAACAUGAUGUACUCCUCCAUUCAUCGCAACUGGUGGGUGUACACGCUGCUGUUUACCUUGGCCAGGCCUUUCACGAAGUCUAUGCAACAAGGAGCUGCCACCACCGUCUACUGUGCCGCUGCCCCUGAACUUGAGGGCCUGGGAGGGAUGUAUUUCAACAACUGCUGUCGCUGCCUGCCCUCCCCAGAAGCUCAGAGUGAAGAGACGGCCCGGGCCCUGUGGACGCUCAGCGAGAGGCUGAUCCUGGAAGGACUUGGCAGCCAGUCCAGCUAAGUGGGAGCUCCGGCAAGGCUCGGCACACACACCCACCCUGUGUGUGCACACAUGCAUCACCGCCAAUGCUGGACCCCUUCCAACUUACUAUCCAGGGGCCUUUCCAUGUCCCUCCGACACAGAUCCGCCAGAGCAAAGGAAAUCAGAGUACCCACAACAAAAGGGCACCUCUGAAGUACCAAUGGGAAGCAGGGAAUUAAUUCCAGGGGUAAAGGGACAGUUUCUGUCUCCUGGGGCUGGCUUAGGCUUGGGUCCUUUUGCUUUCCUGGUGGUGGCCUGUUUCAAAGUGAACCAUGCAUUGGUAUGCAGGUUCCUUUCUCAUCGCACAAGCACAAACAAUUCUCUCUCACUAUUUAGAGUAGCCUGGGGCCCCUUCUGUCCACCCCCCGCCUCCAAGCCACCACCUCCUCCACAGCCCACCAUAGCCACACUGUAGCCAGGAACUGGCUUUCUCCUACUUAGUGAAGCAAAAGCGAGUGUUUGUCCUUCUUUGCCACAUCGAUCCAGGAGAUAAUUGUUUCAUUCAUGCUGACCAAAUCUAAGCGGGUUUGGCAACUACUGGGGAGAGAACUCUGAGCCUUGUUACAGCCAGUGAAGAUGGAGGUGACACUGAGAAAUGGUGGGAUAGACAGAGCUAGUGGGUCACAAACGUACUGGUCCUUUGACUCCCUUGCCAAACUAUACAAACAAUUCUUUCGACAUUAUAACAAAUUUUGCCAAGCAUUCCCUCAAAACCUCGACAGGCAGGAAAGGAAGGAAACACUGUGUCCUUAAGAAUUUACAGGAUGAUUUGGGGGAUAAGAAGUCGUUCCCUCCGUUCUUCCUUCACAGUUUCAAGAAGCCGCUCGAUGGUGGAGGUUCACAGCUUCUUGGUGCUCCCGCUUUAGCAUUCUGCUUAAAAUUCCUGUUAAUCCUAUGCUUAAUAAAAGAACAUGCUUGAAAUAUUAUCAUUUGAAGUUUGUAUCGUGUUUUUAAAUGUUUGUUUCAGUUUUGGAGGGUUUUUUUUUUUUCCAGCGGUUUUUUUUUUUUUUUUUUUUUUUUUUUUUAGAAAAGAAAUCUAGAAGAAAAAUAAAGCGCUUCUUGUAGACGCCAGGAAAACACCAUUCUUGUUUCUUCUCUGAGUGUGUUUUGUUUUUGUGCUUUGUGGCUGUCUGUGGGCCAAGUUGUCUUCACGCGAUUAGCAUGCCAGCAUCAUA